Molecule: messenger RNA, 2697 nt
Organism: Penicillium crustosum
Lineage: Eukaryota; Fungi; Ascomycota; Eurotiomycetes; Eurotiales; Aspergillaceae
Product: snoRNA-binding rRNA-processing protein PWP2
Exons: 5
Coding region: 1-2697 (898 amino acids)
Biological process (GO): ribosomal small subunit assembly; maturation of SSU-rRNA from tricistronic rRNA transcript (SSU-rRNA, 5.8S rRNA, LSU-rRNA)
Cellular component (GO): Pwp2p-containing subcomplex of 90S preribosome; small-subunit processome
Molecular function (GO): protein binding
Source: RefSeq, a predicted model, not a curated record
AUGAAGACAGACUUCAAGUUCUCCAACCUUUUGGGGACGGUAUAUCGCAAAGGAAAUCUUCUCUUUACUCCCGAUGGCACAUGCUUGCUUUCGCCAGUAGGCAAUCGAGUCUCGGUUUUUGAUCUAGUACAAAAUACUUCUUAUACCCUGCCUUUUUCGCACCGUACAAACAUCGACCGUCUCGAUCUUUCGCCCAAGGGCAAUCUUCUGUUGACCGUGGAUGAAAAUGGUCGCGCAAUUUUGACCAAUUUCCAACGGCGCAUCGCCAUCCACCACUUUUCCUUCAAAGGACGAGUGUCCGCACUCAAGUUCUCCCCGUCCGGCCGACAUUUCGCUGUCGGCGUCGGAAGACGCCUGCAAAUCUGGCAGACACCCUCUACCCCCGGCACCGAAACCAAUGGCGAGAUUGAAUUUGCACCCUUCGUUCUACACCGGGAUCUUGCUGCCCACUUUGACAACAUCGAAAGUGUCGAAUGGUCCAGCGAUUCGCGCUUCUUGCUCACUGCCGCCAAGGAUUUGACCGCGCGAGUAUGGAGCAUGGACCCGGAAGAAGGUUUCGAGCCGACCACUUUGGCGGGACACAGACAGGGCGUGGUGGCUGCCUAUUUCAAUGCGACACAAGAAGUGAUUUACACUGUCAGCCAAGAUGGCGCACUCUUCCGCUGGGAGUAUGUCACGAAAAAAGACGAGGAAACUAUGGAGGACAUUUCCGAUGCCCGAUGGAGGAUCGUAAAAAAGGAUUUCUUCAUGCAGAAUGACGCCAAGGUCAACUGUGCGGCGUUCCAUGCGCCAACAAACCUUCUGGUGGUAGGGUUUUCAAACGGUCUAUUCGGACUCUACGACCUGCCAGAGUUCAAUAUGAUCCAUCAAUUGAGUGUCUCCCAGAGCAAUAUCGAUGUUGUGACAAUCAACAAAUCAGGCGAGUGGCUAGCAUUCGGAUCGUCUAAGCACGGUCAGUUGCUUGUGUGGGAAUGGCAGUCCGAGUCAUAUAUCCUCAAGCAACAAGGUCACCUUGAUUCUAUGAACGCCCUCGCAUAUUCACCGGAUGGUCAGAAAAUUGUCACGGCUGCUGAUGACGGUAAAAUCAAGGUUUGGGAUGUCAAAUCAGGCUUCUGCAUUGUCACUUUUACGGAACAUACCAGUGGAGUGACCGCAUGUCAAUUUGCGAAGAAGGGAAGUGUGUUGUUCACAGCAUCUUUGGACGGUUCUAUCCGUGCAUGGGAUCUUAUUCGCUACCGUAACUUCCGAACCUUCACAGCGCCAUCCCGUCUGUCAUUCUCUUCGUUGGCCGUGGACCCCAGUGGAGAAGUGAUCUGUGCCGGUUCACCAGACUCCUUCGACAUUCACGUUUGGUCCGUGCAAACUGGUCAAUUGCUUGACCAGCUCUCCGGCCACGAGGGUCCGGUUUCCAGUCUUGCUUUUGCUGCCGAUGGCAACCACCUUGUCAGUGGAAGUUGGGAUCACACAGUUCGCAUCUGGAGCAUCUUCGGCCGGUCACAGACCAGUGAACCUCUCCAGCUCAUGUCAGACAUUCUCAGUGUGGCUUUCCGCCCAGAUGGGCAACAAGUCGCCGCAUCUACCCUAGACGGUCAGCUUUCCUUCUGGUCCGUUGAAGAUGCUGUGCAACAAGGAGGUGUUGACGGUCGCCGUGACGUAUCUGGAGGACGCCGAGUGGGCGACCGCCGUACUGCUGCCAAUGCCGCAGGCACCAAGUCUUUCAACCGAAUCACAUACAGCGCAGAUGGUAGCUGCAUUCUGGCUGGUGGAAACAGCAAGUAUAUCUGCUUAUAUGAUGUCGGAACCGGGUCAUUGAUCAAGAAGUUCACCGUCUCCGUCAACACCUCGAUCGAUGGUACCCAGGAGUUCCUGAACAGUCGUGACAUGACUGAAGCUGGUCCCCGUGCUCUUAUCGACGAGACCGGCGAAGCUUCUGAUCACGAUGAUCGUGUUGAUAGCACUCUUCCUGGCGCAAGACGCGGUGACGCUGGUGCGCGCACCACACGCCCAGAAGUCCGCGUGACAUCUGUGGAUUUCGCACCGACUGGACGAGCAUUCUGUGCCGCCUCUACCGAAGGUCUCCUUGUUUACAGCUUGGAUACUGACUUCAUCUUUGAUCCCUAUGAUCUGGAUAUCACAAUCACACCAUCCAGCAUUAUGGCCACACUAGAUGCUGCCAAGGCAGCCGCCACAUCCGACACUGUGGACGAGGAGAAUACCUUCCUCAAAGCUCUUAUUAUGGCCUUCCGAUUGAACGAACAAAAGCUACUUCGUGUCGUAUAUGAAGCGAUCCCUCCGUCAGAUAUUCCCCAUGUGGUUCGGUCCGUGCCCUCCGUCUAUUUACCUCGCCUUCUCCGAUUCGUUGCACAUGCCGCCGAAGAAACUCCCCAUCUUGAGUUCAACCUCAUGUGGAUCGAGUCUUUAUUCAGCAGCCAUGGUCGCUACUUCAAGGAUAACACAGGUACAUUCGCAACCGAGCUUCGCGCCGUCCAGCGUGCUGUCGAUGAAAUCCGUGAAAACCUGAAACGUUUGACGGAAAAGAACCUUUACGAUCUCAACUACCUGCUCUCGAAGCCUGUUCUUGGAAACAAGAAAACUAGCAGUGCUUUGUUGGCCAUGGAAACCGAGGAUGCUGAGGUUCCUGAUGAUCAGAUGGUCGAUGCCGACGAGGGAGAUGGUGACUGGGUUGGCUUUGAAUGA